AUGGCAAGCGCUGUGGGGUCUAGUGUGGGCGAGGAUGGUGCAUCUGAGCAGAGAGAAGAUCAGAGACAGCAGGAGCUACCGAGCUUCAGAGAGACCGAGUCUGAGCAGUCGGUCACCGGAGGUGGUAGUGGGGCGCUAGGCGCUCUACAAGAUCCGGAUAGGUCAGAUCCAGAGGGAAUGGCAGUACGAUGCCUGCAGCUCGAGCUCGAAAAAGUACGCCUACAGCUUGAAUGUGAACGCGUAGCCCUACGCAGAGCAGAGAUUGAGCAAUCGAGUAGGUCGCCUUCGAUGUCGGGAACGAACGACCGCCGCCAUACCGGCAUUGACGGAGUAGCACAAUGCGCUAAAAUGCUGAAGGCAUACAGGUUGCCGUGCGACGCGGAUGUCCCGAUGUGGUUCGAUGAGGUGGAAAAACUGUUUUCAUCCUUCCAGGUACCGGAAGGCAACCGAGUACACUUGAUAAUGCCUGCGCUGUCUGAGCGAGUCCGCUAUAUGCUGUGUAGCUUGAGUGAAGAGGAGUGUGUGGAUUAUGAGAUCGUGAAACGUGCGGUACUAAAUGAACUUAAGCUCACCCCAGCUGAGUACUUAGACAGGUUUCAAAAGGUGACGAAGAAAAGAGAAGAAACAUGGGCUCAGUUCGCUUCUCGGGCCAGAACGUACUUCGCGUAUUACCUGCAAUCUCGUAAUGCGGAUACUAAGGAAGCGGUUGCUGAGCUAAUGGUCGCUGACCGAAUGAAGGCGAGUUUGGGCCCGGAAGGUCUAGAGUAUGUUCUUUUGCGGGAGGGCGAAGAGUGGUUCAAACCUGUAGAGGUCGCUAAAGUUCUCGAGACUUUUGAACAGGCGAAAGGAAAGGGUCGAGCAACUAAGACGCUUGGAGUGCCAACUGCUCCGCCGUUAGCCAGGCAGGCCGGCAUAGAAAAGGCCAAUGUAAGGUGCUACAUUUGUCGCGGUCAGGGUCACGUGGCUAGGGAUUGUCCUCAGGCCUCAAGUAAGGAGCAGCAUGCGAAGUUGACCACUUUACCGCCACCCGAGCAGGAAAGGGUGCUGAGUGCGAGGGUGGAAGUAUUCGAGCGAAGUGCUGGCUCGGGCCGGUCGAAACUGGAACUUAUCCCGAUCACGUGCGGUGGCAUAACUACUGAAGCUGUGCUGGACACAGGCAGCGAAAUAACGGUGAUACGUGAAGGGAUACUUCCGCAAAGGGUAAAGGAUUCAUCGGGCGCAGUAAGGCUCCAGUCGGCGUUUGGAAAAACCAUCCAAGCAACUUUGGCUACAUUGCCAAUAGCUUUAAACUACCCGGGAAGGGUGGGACAACCACAGAAGGUUGAUCUAGUGUGUGCUAUUACUGACCAGCUCGCGGAUGGAGUUAACUGUCUGCUGUCAAAAGAGGAUUGGGAGUUACUGCAUGCACAAGAAGACAAUGGGAAGCCGCGGAGGCCUGGUUUUCGAGCUCCAGGAAUUCCGGUCAAAACACGGACUGGGUCCGAGGCGCUGGCCGCGCUGUUUGAAGGCAUCUACCGGCCACGGGGACACACUGCAGAAUACCCCCUGUGGUGUCAUGUUCGCGCCGAGUCGCAGGCGACGGCCUGCUUGCUGGCCGAGGAGUGGAAUGUGUAA
Messenger RNA from Rhipicephalus sanguineus (brown dog tick), 1614 nucleotides. RefSeq lists its product as uncharacterized. The record is from RefSeq and is a predicted model, not a curated record. Gene Ontology annotation, biological process: proteolysis. Gene Ontology annotation, molecular function: aspartic-type endopeptidase activity; zinc ion binding; nucleic acid binding. NCBI's taxonomy places the organism in Eukaryota, Metazoa, Arthropoda, Arachnida, Ixodida, Ixodidae.